Messenger RNA from Triticum dicoccoides, 663 nucleotides. RefSeq lists its product as uncharacterized. The record is from RefSeq and is a predicted model, not a curated record. The coding region runs from base 27 to 653 and encodes 208 amino acids. The transcript is spliced from 2 exons. Lineage: Eukaryota; Viridiplantae; Streptophyta; Magnoliopsida; Poales; Poaceae.
AGGUCCUGAAUAGGAACCAAAGUGGGAUGACACGUGAAAAUAAGCUAUGUCAAGCGAUUGUUCUCUAUGCCAAUGGAGACAAGGCAAAUAAAUCAUUUGGAUUGAUGCAUUGCUUUAAUAAGUUGGAAGACACCGAGAAGUGGAAAUCUCGGCCCCAGAAAAAACAGAAGACAUCCUCCUUGGAUACUCCUAAUUCAUCAUCUGCUAGUUUGUUUGAGGAUGAAGCUACAUCUCCCUCUAAAGUUGUCCCCAAGAAAAGGCCACCUGGAAUCAAGAGGGCUAAAGAUGCAGCAUGGCGGGCUCAAAGUUCUUCCAGUACAGUUAAUAGUAGUGCCAUGGAAUCAUUUGGGGGUAUCUUGGAGACAAGGGAGUCAAAAAGACAAGAGCGAUUUGAGCUCAUGAUUGCAAUGGACAAACAGAGAGAAGAAGAUAGGUUGGUAGAAGAAAGAAAGAAACUUGCAAUACAAGAAAAAAAGAUGGAAUUAGAAGAAGAAAAGAUACGAAUCAUGAGAAUGGCGGAAGAACGCAUGAUGGGGGCCGAAGAAAGCAAAAUAAUGAGCAUGGACCUUAGUGGCAUGGAUGAGCAAGAACAAGAAUUCUACAAAUUAAGGAAGAGCCAGAUCAUCAACCGACAUCGUAACUCGUCGGCUUGAGCUAUGUGUU